Dromiciops gliroides (monito del monte) is the source of this 945-nucleotide messenger RNA. RefSeq names its product olfactory receptor 5F1-like. The record is from RefSeq and is a predicted model, not a curated record. Gene Ontology annotation, cellular component: membrane. The transcript has a single exon. Lineage: Eukaryota; Metazoa; Chordata; Mammalia; Microbiotheria; Microbiotheriidae. The coding region runs from base 1 to 945 and encodes 314 amino acids. Gene Ontology annotation, biological process: G protein-coupled receptor signaling pathway; sensory perception of smell. Gene Ontology annotation, molecular function: G protein-coupled receptor activity; odorant binding; olfactory receptor activity.
AUGUUUGAGAAAAACCAUACUUCAGUGACUGAAUUCAUAUUGCUAGGGUUAACAGACUCACCUGAAUUGCAAGUUCUACUCUUUGUAUUAUUUUUGGUGAUUUAUGCUCUCACAAUGAUGGGAAAUACAGGGAUGAUUACAUUAAUCAUGAUAGAUACCCAACUCCACACACCUAUGUAUUUUUUUCUGACUAACUUGUCCUUGGCUGAUAUUCUUUAUUCUUCAAAUAUCACUCCAAAGAUGUUAGUUGAUUUAUUGUCUGAAAAGAAAAUCAUCUCUUUUACUGGAUGCUUUCUGCAAAUGUAUGUCUUCAUUGCACUGAUAACCACUGAGUGUAUACUCUUUGGAUUGAUGGCUUAUGAUCGUUAUGUGGCCAUCUGCAAUCCACUGCUUUACCCAGUUACCAUGUCAAGAACAGUCUGCCUGAAGAUGGCCAUGGGGGCCUUUACAGCAGGAUUUCUGAACUCAAUUAUUCAUACCACUUACAUAAGUAGUUUAUCCUACUGUGGUUCCAAUGUCAUCCAUCACUUUUUCUGUGACAGCCCUCCAAUCCUCAAACUCUCUUGCUCUGAUACUCAAAUGAAUGAAAUGAUCAUUUUCAUUUGUGCUGGAAUAAACAUGUUAGGAACACUUUUGAUCAUCCUUACUUCUUAUAUCUAUAUUCUCUUUUCUAUUCUACGCUUGCAUUCAGUUGAAGGGAGACGCAAAGCAUUCUCAACCUGUGCCUCUCACCUUACAGUCAUUGCUAUAUUUUAUGGAACUGAGAUUGUUACUUAUUUGUGUCCAAGUUCAAGGUACUCCCCAACUCAAGGAAAAGUGAUAUCUGUAUUCUACACAGUAGUUAUCCCAAUGUUGAACCCUUUAAUCUACAGCUUGAGAAAUGAAGAAGUGAAGAGAGCUUUAAAGAAUGCUAUCUCUAGGAAAAGGAUUCCAACAUUUAUAUAA